GGUGCGACGGCAAUAAAAAGUAAACACCGCGGCCGGACAAAAUCAACACACGGACUUCGCCAAGAUUUACCAUGGUUUUAUACUAGAUGAAACAAGUCUGCUCUGCCCCUUCGUCUCUCUCCUGGCACCUGCGCUCAGGCAGAAGCAGAGGAAAAAGGCAGAAGCAGAGGAAAAGCAGGGGAAACCCAGAGAGGAGAAGCGCGCGAGGGGUGAUCCAUGGCGGGGAGGACGAGGUACGACAACCCUUUCGAGGAGAGCGGUGGCGACGAGGUCAACCCUUUCGCGGACAAGGCUACAAGAGAAGCACCGGCUGCUCAAUCCAGUUAUUCCGGCGGUUCACUCUAUGCAACGCAACCACGGCCUAGUCCUCCUAGCAGCACCCGCCUUUCGCCUCUUCCUCCAGAGCCAGCUGACUUCUACAAUGACUUUGCCUCCACACACACAAACAAGGACAUGAAGAUAAUGGAGAAGGAGCUUCUGGCGAAGGAGGCUGAGUUAAGCAGGCGAGAGAAGGAAAUUAGAAGAAGGGAAGAAGCUGCAGCACGAGCUGGCGUUGUCAUAGAAGAGAAAAACUGGCCUCCAUUUUUUCCCAUCAUUCAUCAUGAUAUCAAUAAUGAGAUACCCGUGCAUCUUCAAAGAACACAAUAUGUUGCCUUUGCAUCACUUUUGGGAUUGAUCAUUUGCCUAUUUUGGAACAUCGUCUGUGUUACCGCUGCUUGGAUUAAAGGGGAAGGUCCCAAGAUCUGGUUUCUUGCGGUCAUCUACUUUAUUCUUGGUUGCCCAGGUGCCUACUAUCUGUGGUACCGACCACUUUACCGGGCCAUGAGGAAUGAUAGUGCUUUGAAAUUUGGAUGGUUUUUUCUAUUUUACUUGGUUCAUAUUGCUUUCUGUGUGUAUGCAGCUAUUUCUCCUUCAAUUCUGUUUGUGGGAAAAUCACUAACAGGGAUUUUCCCAUCGAUCAGCUUGAUAGGGAAGAGCGUCAUAGUGGGGCUUGCAGGUGUUCUACUUUCUUGGCUUCGCAAUGUUUUUCCUCGAGUCGUCACUAAGCAUGUGGGUCAUUCAGCGCGUGUAUCACUAUUUUCGAGGAAGUGGGAAAGAAGCACAUAUGAGGCAUGAGGCAGCACGCGCCACAGCUAGGGCAGCAUUUUGAUACUGAAAAAAUGAUGCAUACAUCGAUAUGGUUUUACUGUCACAACUUCUAAAUUUAGAGGCUUGUAAGUUAACUGGCAUGUAGGACUUUGGUUGUCCUAUGUAGAAGUUUAUGUACUUGUUUUAGAUUUGUCCCCAGUUUUAGACUCUUAUCAAGCUAUACAUAUAAAGUGUGGGAUUAUUUUUCUGAACAAUGACUGGUGCAAGAGUGUCCCCACCUGAAUAUAUUACUCAAAAAGUUUAACCAGACUGGGUUUUGGUCAAGAUUA
Triticum urartu is the source of this 1418-nucleotide messenger RNA. Its product is annotated as secretory carrier-associated membrane protein 4. Lineage: Eukaryota; Viridiplantae; Streptophyta; Magnoliopsida; Poales; Poaceae. Gene Ontology annotation, cellular component: recycling endosome membrane; trans-Golgi network membrane. The record is from RefSeq and is a predicted model, not a curated record. Gene Ontology annotation, biological process: protein transport.